AUGGAGAGGAAGCUACCAGAUUCGCCAAGUUGGACCAACGAGGCCGAAUUGGAUAUCGUGAAGCAGUACGUGACAGAGCUGGUGCUUUCGCGAGGGGUUCGGCUCGACGAGAUUGGGGUGAUAAGCCCGUAUAGGAAGCAGUGCUCGCUGAUACGGCGGUGGCUCGAGGACCAGGGCUGGGGCGACAUUGACGUCGGCACCGUGGAAGUGUUCCAGGGUAAUGAGCGAGAGGCGAUUGUGAUUUCGACGGUCCGCUCCCAGAAGCGCGGCGACGAUUUGCAGGCCGACAUGAAGUAUAGCAUCGGUUUCCUGGGCUCCUUCCGUCGCACGAACGUGGCCCUCUCGCGCGCAAGGGCGUUGGUGGUCGUCGUGGGCAACGCUGAGCUUUUGAGCCAGGACGAGACAUGGAUGAAGGUGCUCGCAGAGACCGUGAGCAUGGGAGCGCUGCGCACAAGCUCCGGGUGGAUGACAGCGGCGCAGGCCAACCAGCUCAUGCCAUCCGUGGCAAAACACCGCGCGCAAGGCCUGCGGGAGGACGGGAGCUAUACCUGGAGCGUGGACGCCACAGGGACGUUCCGUGUCUCGACGGACUACCAGCACUUAGUAGUAGCGGACGAUGGGGGCUUGCGUCGCACGCAGGGCACAUGUGGCUUGGGCCUCGGCACCGCCAACGUGGGUGUUGGUUUUUUCGAGGACGAGGAGGACACCGUCAAUGCCGAGGCCGUCUGGAGGGAGUUCGACUGA
Messenger RNA from Prorocentrum cordatum, 744 nucleotides. The record is from the annotation of a GenBank genome assembly. Lineage: Eukaryota; Dinophyceae; Prorocentrales; Prorocentraceae.